Messenger RNA from Lathyrus oleraceus (garden pea), 579 nucleotides. RefSeq lists its product as uncharacterized. Bases 1 to 579 code for a protein of 192 amino acids. The transcript has 2 exons. The record is from RefSeq and is a predicted model, not a curated record. NCBI's taxonomy places the organism in Eukaryota, Viridiplantae, Streptophyta, Magnoliopsida, Fabales, Fabaceae.
AUGAAGACCAGGAACUACAUCCCUCUGCGGAGACUCAUAUCAGAUGUGUUGAUUGAGAGUGGCUUAGUGGAUCCCCUGAUUCAGCUCAGACUCAUGGAAGAUGUCACCAUUGACACUGGAAGACCGCUGAAUGCUCGGAAUCUGAAGAGCAUGGGAAUCAUUGAUCAAGUCAGAGCCAAACCAACACUUGACACUUCUUGGGAAGCACUCAGGGAUCAGAGGGAGAUUCCCAACGGACUCUACCUAGACACUGAUAUUAGACUUCAAGAGCGCUUAGCCAGAGAGGAUGAGGAAUGGGAAAGGAAGGAAGAUGAAGAGAAAACACGCCAAGAGGAAGAACAGCGAAUCAGGGAAGCUGAAGAGAAGGUUGUUGUGGAUGCUGCUGCUAUUGAGGCUGAGGCGAAAGCUAAUGUCGAAGCUGAAGAAGCAGCUCGCAUAGCUGCAGAAGAAGCUGCCAAAGACAACGCUGAUGCACUGACUCAGAGGGAGCACUCCAACUAUGGGUCCGUCCCUCUGGUCUUGAAGACUCUAGAGGAACUGCAUAAAGAACAACAAGUGGUUCGGGCUAGGCUGGAUUAA